Canis lupus familiaris (dog) is the source of this 706-nucleotide messenger RNA. Its product is annotated as 3-beta-hydroxysteroid-Delta(8),Delta(7)-isomerase-like. Lineage: Eukaryota; Metazoa; Chordata; Mammalia; Carnivora; Canidae. Gene Ontology annotation, cellular component: membrane; endoplasmic reticulum. Gene Ontology annotation, biological process: cholesterol biosynthetic process. The record is from RefSeq and is a predicted model, not a curated record. Gene Ontology annotation, molecular function: cholestenol delta-isomerase activity; steroid Delta-isomerase activity; C-8 sterol isomerase activity.
CUGGCCAUCAGCCUACAAAGACAUGACCACCAAUGCCAGCUCCUUGCACCCAUAUUGGCCUCGGCACCUGAGGCUGGACAACUUUGUGCCUAACGACUGCCCCACUUGGCAUCUCCUGGCCAGCCUCUUCUCUGUCUCUGGGGUCUUGGUUGCGACCACAUGGCUGUUGUCAGGUAGUGCUGUGGUCAUGCCCCUGGGGACUUGGCGGCGACUGUCCCUGUGCUGGUUUGCAGUGUGUGGGUUCAUUCACAUGGUGAUUGAGGGCUGGUUCAGCCUUUAUCACGAAGACCUUCUUGGAGACCAAGCUUUCUUGUUCCAACUCUGGAAAGAGUAUGCCAAGGGAGACAGCCGAUACAUCCUGAGUGACAACUUUACGAUAUGCAUGGAGGCCAUCACAGCUUGCCUUUGGGGACCACUCAGUCGGUGGGUGGUGAUUGCCUUUCUCCGCCAGCAGCCCCUGAGCUUCCUCUUACAACUUGUGGUCUCUGUGGGUCACUAUGGGGAUGUGCUCUAUUUCCUAACAGAGCACUGGGUUGGAUUCCAGCAUGGGGAGCUGGGCCACCAGCUCUACUUCUGGUUUUACUUUGUCUUCACAAACGGCUUGUGGCUGGUGCUGCCUGGAAUCCUUGUGCUAGAUUCUGUAAAGCAGCUUGCUCAUGCCCAGAGUGUGCUGGAUGCAAAAGGCACAAAAGCCAAGAGCAAGUAG